AUAGUCACCCGAAACACGCACACACCCAGUUUUGUUCCACACAAUAUGGUCCAUAAAUAAAAAAAUAAAAAUGGAAGCACAAAUGCACCGCCAACAUCACAACAAAGAGGACGAUCUUCACGAUAUUGUUGAUGGAACUCCGGUUAUAACUGGGACAGCUCUACCGGUUCAAACCGAGGUCAACUUGGAGAAGCCGCCCGGCCCGGAUAAAAUGUUGACCGGGCACGAAAUGUUAAUCGUGGAGGAUGCUGACGUGGCAGAACCAACGGUCCAGAUCAGUCAUCCAACGGGCUUGGAGGAGGACCCACAUUCCCCAAAGAGCCAUCCUAAAAAAAUCCAUCCAUCAAAUUAUCAGUCCAAAGUCGCUGAUCCCACAGGUGAAGGAGGAGCAGAAGCGGACGUUGCCCCACUCGUCGAGCGCUUGGAUAGAUUUCAUAUUCCCGCACCGGAAAAUGAAUCUUACACUGGGAGCCACGGCCAGUUUGCCCCUCAGCCGACUCCCACCGCCGGCGAGUUCGUCCCCGAGUCAAACCCGGUCGACUCAACCCGAGGCUCGGAGCUGCCAAAAAGUUCCGAAACAGAGUCCAUGCCCCGCGACACAAUAGCCGGGAAAAUAUCCUCGACGGCUGCCGGAAAAUCCGCCGGAGGUGCGUCGACGGCGGCGGAAGGGGGCGACAGAGGGGUUUCGGUGAAGGAGUAUUUGGCGGAGAAACUGAGGCCUGGGGAGGAGGAUAGGGCAUUGUCGGAGGCGAUUGUGGAGAGGUUGCAGGGGAAGAAGGCGGUGGUGGGCCGG
Messenger RNA from Striga asiatica, 793 nucleotides. The record is from the annotation of a GenBank genome assembly. Lineage: Eukaryota; Viridiplantae; Streptophyta; Magnoliopsida; Lamiales; Orobanchaceae.